This is a messenger RNA of Acomys russatus (golden spiny mouse), 814 nucleotides long. It is a transcript of the gene Sfr1, whose product is annotated as SWI5 dependent homologous recombination repair protein 1. The transcript has 5 exons. Gene Ontology annotation, biological process: double-strand break repair via homologous recombination; positive regulation of DNA-templated transcription. The record is from RefSeq and is a predicted model, not a curated record. Bases 89 to 796 code for a protein of 235 amino acids. NCBI's taxonomy places the organism in Eukaryota, Metazoa, Chordata, Mammalia, Rodentia, Muridae. Gene Ontology annotation, cellular component: Swi5-Sfr1 complex.
GGGGCUCCGCCUCCGGGGCGAGGUCGGCGUUCUGAGGCCGCUACGCUGGCUGUGUGUGGGCCGCGUCGCUGUCGUCUCUGCCGUGGGCAUGGCUGAGGAAGAAGGAAAUCAGGAGUUCAUGUCCAAAAUGGAAAGCUCUUCAGAUUCAGCAUUGAAUUUACCUGAGACUUCUCAGAAUGAGAAUCCACCAUCACCACUUUCAAACAAACAACCUAUGAGUGGAACACUCAAAGAAAGAUUAAAGAAAACAAGAUCUUCAUCUCAUUCAUUUUGUAGUGUGGUGAAACGACUUAAAGUAGAGAAUGAAGAAAAUGAUCAGACCCUUUCAGAACCAGGAGCUUCCUCAAAAGAAGAAAAUUGUUCAAAAUCACAAGAAAGUUUGAAGCACAAAGACAAUGAAUCUGAAAAAGAUAGCUCGGAGAAUAAAAGCACAUGUGAAUCUAAGUCAUUUGAUACAGGGUCAUCUAGUGCCCUCCAAAAUGAUUCUGUGAACGAGAAAACUAAAAGUUUAAAGGAAGAAAAAGCAAAAUUGGUAAAGCAGGUUCAAGAGAAGGAAGACCUCCUUCGGAGGUUAAAAUUAGUCAAAAUGUAUAGAAUAAAGAAUAACAUGUGUGAGUUAGAGAUGUUAAUAAAGAAAUGGAGGAAGUGCAGCCAGCAGCUGCUCUACGAGCUACAGGCGGUUAUGUCAGAGGAUGAAGACGAGAAGCUGAGCAUCACCGAGUUGAUUGACUACUAUGGGAUAGAUGAAAAAGUGGUGCAUUACGACAGAACUGAAGAGGAAUUUACAGGGAUUUGAUACGUUUUUGUUGGUUUU